UGGAGAGCAAAGCGGUGCUAGGGCUCUGUGUAAGGGAGGCAACGGGACCGAGCUUAAUUACACAUAUUCCUAUUUCCAUAGCGUAUAGACAUCCCUCCUGUUAAUUCCUUAUCAUAUCACGUUGUUUAUCAUGCAGCACAAUUAGGCAUACUUGAUCUGUGUUAGUAGCUGCUCGGAAGUGAUGCUGAAUAGUGAAUACGCGGUGUUGGCAGCUGUAGGCGCUUGUAUGCUCGCUGUGUGACAGAGAAAGGUCACAAUCACACCCCUGAGGCUCCUUUGGGCAGCUCUGAUGAGUUGAGCAAAAGCGUCGCUUAUGAGAUUAGUUCUAUAGUCUUUACAUAACCAACGUUUGCCAUUCCAUUUCUCUCAUUAACACACGCUGGCACUUUUUGCUCAGAACAUUGACCCGCGCUGCAGCCAUGGAGUUUGAUUUUGACGUACACACGAUUUUCCUGGAGCCAAUUACAAAACUGGACAACAGUCUUAUUCCUUCUCGACGACCUCUUAUCUCAAGCUCACAGGCGCAGAAACAGAUUAUGAUGGUAAUAGAUGAAAUUGGAAAGGCAUCAGCAAAGGCCCAGAGGCUACCUGCUCCCAUAACCAGUAGCUCCCGAAUGCAGGCAAACGCGCAUCAUCUGUAUAUAUUAAAGGACUGCACCCCAAAAACGGCAGGCAGAGGAGCUGUGAUUGGUUUCCUGAAGGUUGGAUACAAGAAACUCUUUGUUCUAGUGAGAAACACAAAUUGACAGUGGGGAAAAAAAGUAUAUCUUUGGUGCUUAUGUAUCUUAGACUUCUAUAUCCAUGAAUCACUUCAGCGUCAUGGAUUUGGAAAAGAACUGUUUAGCUUCAUGCUCAGGGUAGGAUCUGAUUACACACGUUGUGUGUAUAAUAUAACUAUGUAUGGUAUCUUCUAUUGUUUUCAUUCACCUAUUUCUACUUACUCUUUUGGAUAUGUUGCUCCCAUUGAACAUUUUCUUAUAUCCCCACUUUUUUGCCUUUCAGAUUCAAUUUCAUCUGUUUAAAGAAACCAAAACAUAAAAGUGUUUUAAAGUAAUUAAAAUAUGAUGCACUGUUGUCCUAGACUGACAAAAAUUGUGUGUUUGCUUCAGAAACACUACUAUAGUUGACAUACACAGUCUUCUGUUGGGGGGGGGCAGCCAUUCAAGCUGCAAGAGGAAAUGCACAGGUUAGGUAGCAGGUAACAGAUAAGCUAUGGAGAACACAAUGGGUUUAGUUUUUACACAGGAAGAUAAACGAGUGAAAUGCCAUUCAUGGCUGUCUUCAGGUCUACAGACUGAUAAAUCGUUCUCAUAUAAAAUAGGACAUUUGUUGCCAAGAAAUGCUUUAGUUAAAGGUAUUGGAUCAACAGAUACAUAUUUUAGAUAUAUAAAAAUUUAUCUAUUGUAAGUUUCUGAUCCUUUAAAGGGGUUGUUCACCUUCGAAACACUUUUUUCAAUUCAGUUGUUUUAAAAUUGUUCCCCAGAAAUAAAGACUUCUUUCAAUUA
Xenopus laevis (African clawed frog) is the source of this 1505-nucleotide messenger RNA. It is a transcript of the gene atat1.L, whose product is annotated as alpha tubulin acetyltransferase 1 L homeolog. Gene Ontology annotation, molecular function: acetyltransferase activity; transferase activity; tubulin N-acetyltransferase activity. The record is from RefSeq and is marked predicted. NCBI's taxonomy places the organism in Eukaryota, Metazoa, Chordata, Amphibia, Anura, Pipidae. Gene Ontology annotation, cellular component: microtubule.